GUAUAUAGCAAUUAUUCACCCUCUAAGGCCACGUCUGGGCCGGAAGACGACAUUGAUGAUAGCCACCAGCAUUUGGGUGGUGGGAACAAUACUUUCUAUACCAAACCUGAUAUUCUUCACCACGCAUACGGAACAGUUUCCUAACGGUGACCAGCGGGUCAUCUGCUAUGCUGAGUGGCCGGACGGUAUCACCACGAAUAGCUUUCAAGAAUAUGUUUAUAACGUUUCAUUCAUGAUAAUUACGUAUUUUAUACCCAUUGGACUGAUGGGUUUCACCUACGCUAUGAUCGGUCACGAACUGUGGGGAAGUCAAAGCAUUGGAGAAUGUACACAGAGGCAGCUGGAGCACAUAAAGUCCAAGAGAAGA
Messenger RNA from Diuraphis noxia (Russian wheat aphid), 367 nucleotides. Its product is annotated as tachykinin-like peptides receptor 99D. The record is from RefSeq and is a predicted model, not a curated record. Gene Ontology annotation, molecular function: tachykinin receptor activity. Gene Ontology annotation, biological process: G protein-coupled receptor signaling pathway. NCBI's taxonomy places the organism in Eukaryota, Metazoa, Arthropoda, Insecta, Hemiptera, Aphididae. Gene Ontology annotation, cellular component: plasma membrane.